UUUUUGCGAAGCCUCCCUGAAAAAUCAAAUACGACAGUGAGAAUAUUUGAUCGCGGAGAGUACUUCACAGUACAUGGACCUGAUGCUGUUUUAGCUGCCAGGGAACUGUUCCACACUAAUUCUGUCAUCAAACUUUUGGGAGCAGGUGAUAACAAAGUUGAGUCUGUCAUCCUGAGUCGAUUGAAUUUUGAGUCCUUUGUUCGUGAUCUGCUUCUUGUUAAACACUACCGAAUUGAGGUCUAUAAGCAAAAGUCUGGCAAGAAUGAUUGGGAGGCUGAAUACAAGGCUUCACCUGGCAAUUUAUCCCAGUUUGAAGAAAUCUUGUUUGGGGGAAGCAGUGAGCUACAUGUUACAACAGGUGUCAUGGCUGUAAAAUUGGCUAAUGAAAGUGGACAGAGGAUUGUCGGAGUUGGUUACGUGGACACAGCGGGAAGGGUCAUGACUGUCUCAGAAUUCACUGACAAUGAAGCUUUCAGUAAUUUAGAGGCUCUGAUUGUUCAGCUUGGACCUAAAGAAUGCUUAAUUGCACAGGGUGAUUUGGGCCCAGGUGGAGUGAAGCUGAAACAGGUACUUUCAAGAAGCAAUAUGCUCGUCACUGAGAGAAAAAAGGGUGAAUUUUCAGUGAAAGACGCAGACCAAGAUCUGAAUCGUCUCUUGCGGGGAAAAGACACCGGCUCUGUUGCAACAAGACCAGAAUUUGAUCGUGUUGUUGCUCUUGCAGCCUUAACUGUAGUGAUCAAAUACCUGGAGCUUCUUAGCGAUGAAUCGAACUUUGGCCAGUUUGGCCUCUCCCAAUAUGACUUGAGUCAGUAUGUGAGAAUAGAUAGCGCUGCAGUCAGAGCACUUCACGUUGAGCCAAUGGGAGAAACGCUUGAGGUGUCUGGUGGAUCUUCCAAAACACAUACCAUUCUUGGCCUUUUGGACAAAUGUCGAACACCGUUGGGUCAUCGUCUUCUUGCUCAGUGGCUUCGGCAGCCUCUCAUUGACAUUAACAAAAUAGAGGAGCGCCAGGACCUAGUUGAAGCUCUGGUAUCGUCAGUUGACUUACGUCACAGCCUUGGAGAAGAACACCUUAGAAGUAUUCCUGAUCUUCAUAGGUUGGCACGAAAAUUGACUCGUAAGGCAGCAACACUACAGGAUUGCUAUAGGUUUUAUGUUUGUGUUCAGCGUUUACCCAGCAUGUGUGAAGCUAUUGCAAAAUAUGAAGGUCCCCAUGUAACGUCUUUAGCAGCAGUGUUUACGACCCCUCUUCAGGAACUAAUAUCCGACCUCAGUAAGUUCCAAGAGAUGAUUGAAACGACUGUUGAUUUGGAACAAGCCAAGUUGGGAGAAUAUGUUAUCAAGCCAGAUUUUGACGACAAACUUGGAGUGCUGCGGGAGAACAUGGACGAUUUGGAAAAGGAUAUUCAGAGUCAGUUUAGAAAGGCUGCUAGUGACUUGGGCCUGGAAGCAGGAAAAUCCAUAAAACUGGAGUCAAAUGCACAACUUGGAUAUUUCUUCAGAGUCACUUUAAAGGAAGAAAAAGUCUUGCGUAAUAAUAGGAGCUAUCGAAUGAUAGAUACAAACAAAGCUGGUGUGAGGUUCAGAAACAGCGCCUUGGAAGAUUUGAAUAACCAACACACCUCUUGUCGAGAAGAAUACGGAUCACAUCAGAAAGUUGUAGUUAAUGAGAUAUUAGGCAUUGCUGCCGGAUAUGUUGAAGUUAUUCAGCAGUUUGGACAAAUUAUUGCAACCCUCGAUUGUGUUUUCGCCUUGGCUACAGCAGCUGUAUCAGCACCCAUUCCUUAUGUGCGACCUAAGCUUUUACCCAAAGGCUCUGGUGUGAUGAUUGAAGGGAUUCGACAUCCUUGUUUAGAACUUCAGGAUGAGAUUUCUUACAUUCCAAAUGAUUGUACCUUAAACGAAGAUGGUGGACUCUUUCACAUAAUUACCGGGCCAAACAUGGGUGGUAAAAGCACAUACCUCAGAUCGGUUGGAGCAGCAGCACUGAUGGCUCAGAUUGGGUCUUUUGUGGCUUGUGAUGAAGCUGAGAUUUCUGUGUUGGACAGUAUACUGGCAAGAGUUGGUGCUGGUGACUGUCAGUUGAAGGGAGUUUCAACGUUUAUGGCAGAGAUGUUAGAAACAGCAACUAUCCUACGAUCUGCGACUAAAGACUCCCUGAUCAUCAUUGAUGAGUUAGGGCGAGGAACGUCAACUUACGAUGGCUUUGGUUUAGCUUGGGCAAUAUCAGAGUACAUAGCUAAAGAAAUAGGAGCCUUUUGUCUAUUUGCUACUCAUUUUCAUGAACUUACCAGUUUAGCAGAUGAAGUUAAUUCUGUGAAGAACUUUCAUGUGACAGCAUCUACCUCUCAUGGUUCCCUUACUUUAUUAUAUCAGGUUCGUCCAGGAGCCUGCGAUCGAAGCUUUGGUAUACACGUAGCCAAGCUAGCCAACUUUCCUGAUAGUGUGAUUGAGUAUGCAAAGAGAAAAGCCGGCGAACUGGAAGACGAAUUCUGUGGUGAGGAUGAUGAUGAAUCAGAAGAAGCUGUGAAAAGAAGGAAGGUAGAGAAACGUGAGGGAGAAAAAUUGAUAGAAACCUUCCUCUCCAAAGCCUCAGCCUUGCACAAGGAAGGGGUUGACGAUGAAAAGUUACAGCAGGAAAUCGGCAAGUUGAGGCAAGAAGUGCUUUCUACGAAUAACACCUAUAUAUCUCAUUUAUUGUCUCGUGAGACCUGACUGAAGUAAAUAUCUCGAAGCAUUGUUCGUUUGCUGUAAUGCUGCCAAAAAGGUUUUUAAGAUUAAGGUAUUUGCAGUACGUGUAGUUCCACGUGCUAGUAUGUUUGUAUACUUGAUUUAAAAGAAAAUAACUAUGUAAUACUGUGAAA
Macrobrachium nipponense is the source of this 2864-nucleotide messenger RNA. RefSeq names its product DNA mismatch repair protein Msh2-like (gene spel1). NCBI's taxonomy places the organism in Eukaryota, Metazoa, Arthropoda, Malacostraca, Decapoda, Palaemonidae. Gene Ontology annotation, molecular function: ATP binding; mismatched DNA binding; ATP-dependent DNA damage sensor activity. Gene Ontology annotation, biological process: mitotic recombination; mismatch repair. Gene Ontology annotation, cellular component: MutSalpha complex; nucleus. The record is from RefSeq and is a predicted model, not a curated record.